Messenger RNA from Acanthopagrus latus (yellowfin seabream), 1782 nucleotides. RefSeq names its product NAD(P)HX epimerase (gene naxe). Bases 177 to 1028 code for a protein of 283 amino acids. Lineage: Eukaryota; Metazoa; Chordata; Actinopteri; Spariformes; Sparidae. Gene Ontology annotation, cellular component: mitochondrion. The transcript is spliced from 7 exons. Gene Ontology annotation, molecular function: NAD(P)HX epimerase activity. The record is from RefSeq and is a predicted model, not a curated record.
AAAACCCGGAAGUGUGUGACACCGCUGGGCUGGGAGUGUCAUUUCACUGCUGCUGUCUUUUAUCAGUGUGUUAUCGUUGUGUAAGUUGUGUCACUGCAUUGUUUCAUAGGACAAACUUGCAUGCGAAGUUGUUUUCAAGAGGGGCUUGUUAACAUUUGGAGUUUGGAUCCACCUGAAUGUUGAGUGUGCGGGCUCUGUUUGGGAUCGGCUUCCUGGUGACCUCAAGAGCUGCGACGGUCCUCGCUCAGCCGGGGACAUGCCCGCUGUCCGCUGCAGCUAACCACCACAAGAAGGACUGUUUCAGUAGCAGAGCAGCAUCCAGCAUGGCCCAGACCAUCAAAUAUCUCGGGCAGGAGGAGGCCCAGCACAUCGACGAGGAGCUCUUCAGUGAGUACGGCUUCAGCGUGGACCAGCUGAUGGAGCUGGCCGGACUCAGCUGCGCCACAGCCGUCACCAGGGCGUAUCCACUCACCUCCCUGGUGAAGGCCAGACCUUCUCUGCUGGUGAUUUGUGGACCAGGUAACAACGGAGGCGAUGGCCUGGUCUGUGCCCGACACCUUAAACUCUUUGGUUACGAGCCCACCAUCCUCUACCCGAAGAGACCAAACAAACCUCUGUUCCAGGGUCUGACCACACAGUGCCAGAAGAUGGAGAUCCCCUUCCUGACUGAGAUGCCUGAGGCUGCAGUGAUCGACGAGGCUUACAACCUGGUGAUAGACGCCAUCUUCGGCUUCAGCUUCAAGGGGGCCGUGCGAGAGCCUUUCGGUUCCAUCCUAGAAGUGCUGAAUAAGACGACAGUCCCCAUCGCCAGCAUCGACAUCCCCUCAGGUUGGGAUGUGGAGCAGGGACGUCCAGACGGACUGCAGCCCGACAUGCUCAUCUCUCUCACUGCUCCCAAGAAGUCUGCCUCCUUGUUCAGAGGACGAUACCACUUCCUGGGAGGCCGCUUUGUGCCACCGGGCCUGGAGAGGAAGUACCAACUCAACCUGCCUCAGUACCCCGGCACAGACUGUGUGUUACAACUGUAGAUCAGAGGUUUCAGUGUCGUCUGUAAAGGAAUAGUUCUCAAUUAUCGUCUCCUUUUCGAUCGAUUCCUUUCUAAUGUCAAAUAAUUACGGAGCUGGAGUCUGGACUUGAUUAGCCUAGCUUAGUAUUAAGACUCACUCAAAGCUCACAAAUUAAUGCACACGUUGUUUGCAUCAUUCAUACAUAAACAGAAAGUAUAAACGAUUGAAUGAGUUAUUUCUUGGCAAAUACUAUUUUUCCAGGACUUUUAUCAUCCCACUAUGUUUCCCAAAUGCCAAAUACCACCAUGGCUGUAAGAACAGUUCACCCCAAAAUCGAAUAUACAUCCUUUUCCCUUUUGCCUGUACGCCUGUUUAUCAAUCUAAUUGUUUUUGGUGUGACUCGUUAAGUUUCGGAGAGAAGACGUGUGUUCAUUGACUGUAUACAGUGAUGAAUUAACAAUUGUGGUGCAUUAAAGGCGCUGGUAGGUGUUUUAUUUUUUAAAACUAAAUUGUUAAGUUGUGCUAACUAUGUCUUGAAUCCAGCUCCGUACUUGACAUGAGAGUGGUAUCCAGCCUUUGCACAGAAAUCAGAUUAUUUGCCUAAAAGUUAAACUAUUCCUUUAAAUCUGGGAAUUUCAUUGGUUCCCAUUCUGUGGAUGACGGUGGUUGUGAUCUGAAUACUGUGCUUUUAAUCCAAUAAAGUGUUGUAAUGGACAUCAUGGCUGCUUCAGCUUCAUGAAAACAUUCAAAUUAAAAUGUAAAUAAAUUAAAUUGA